This is a messenger RNA of Herpailurus yagouaroundi (jaguarundi), 5787 nucleotides long. RefSeq names its product crystallin beta-gamma domain containing 2 (gene CRYBG2). The coding region runs from base 67 to 5676 and encodes 1869 amino acids. The record is from RefSeq and is a predicted model, not a curated record. Lineage: Eukaryota; Metazoa; Chordata; Mammalia; Carnivora; Felidae. The transcript has 22 exons.
GAUCCGGGUGGCCCCCGGGGCUCCGGAGCGGUCUGGUGUCCCGAAGCCCGGGACUUUGCCUUUGCCAUGGCCGAGCGGCACGGGGGCCUGGGGGCACGCCUGGCCCGCCGCUUGGCAGGGCUAGGGCUCGGGAGGAAGCGCAGGGGGAAGAGGACCCCGGAGGAGGCCAGAGCUCGGGAUAGGCCCUGGGGUGGCCAGAGCUGCCCUGACCUGGCCCAGGGCCUGGGCAGCACCAACAAUGUCAGCCUCAAGGCCCAAUCCCAGAGCUGCUCAGAAUGGGACCUUCGGGCAGGGAGCCGUGGUUCCUGGCUUUGGAAGAGACGACACAGCUCAGGGGGACCCACUCAACCCCUGGGGCGCCUAUGGAGGCCAGCUGUGGGCAGUGCUUCUGACCUGGCCAACUGUGCCUCCGUGGGACCGGAGAGCCUGGCGCUGGCAGCAGAGACUGCUAGAGACUUGGCCCUCGUGCCCGCUGCUGCUCCUGGGUGUUUGGAACAAGGAACCUCAGGCUGCGCUUGCCUGCAACCCCCCUACACUGCUCCAGACGUUCCUCUGAGGCCUGAGCCACACGGCCGCCUGGAAGACCUGUUGCCCCGCCCAGCAUCCUUCCCCACGGCCCAGGGGGCAAAGGGCGAGCCUGUGCCAGCAGGGCCGGCGCUGCCAGGUCCAGCCCAGACCCUGCCCCGGAGUCCCUCUGCCAGGAGGACCCGCUACCACAUCACUAUCACCCUACAGGGCCAUGGGCAGGCACCUGGGGAGGAGCACGAGGAGCCUAAACCGGCCCAACCAGCUCUCCACCCCUGCGGCCCUGAGGAAUCCAGGGGCUGGCGGGAGCCUCCCCAGGGGCCCCGCCCCAUCACGGGGUGCCUGACAGACCUGCCCCAGGAACCCCGGCCGAGAGCCCCACUGCAUCGGGAGAUCACAGCCCAGCAGCAGGAGCUCCGGGCCCACUGGACACCUAGAUCCCCACGCAGACGGCAGCUGGACUACAGUGAGCCAAGGACGCCUCAGGACAGGUUGCUGGGGCCCAACAUGGAGGAGGCAGGUGGGCCCCCAACUCAGGCUGAGGCUCCAGUGGUGAGUGCCACGCUGAUGUGGCGGCGGCCCCCUGCCCAGGAAGAGAUGAGACACCGUUUUCACAAGGUGUCCCUGGUGUCGGGGGCCCGGAUAGAAGCCCCCUCGGAGGAGACGCUUGAGUACAGCCACGGCCGAGAGGAAGUCAAUGGUUUUGCAGCACGGGAAGAAACAACGAUAAAUUGCCAGGGACCCCGGGAUGAGGCUGACUCCAGGAGCUUCCAGAGCCAUGGGCCUAUCUUUUCCAAGAAGUACAUACUAGCCCCCAAGGAGAAAAGGCCAGUGGGAAGGCUGAAGGAGGCCAUAGGCCAGGGCGAUGGCAGUCCCCAGGAGCCCAGGACUGAGCCAGCAAGCCGGGGAGCCGUGGCCAGGACUGAGAUUUUGGUGCCCCUGCCUGGGCCCCGCGAGCCAAGCCCCCACCCGGGUGUAAGUCUCAUCAGCGGGAGCCCCCGGAGCCUCGAGGAACGGCGAGUGACACGCACUGUGCAGACCACCGUGGUGGUGGGAGGGCAUGUGGAGCGACGGGUGAACAGCUCUGUGACUGUGGGGCCAGUGCUCUCGGGCGAGGCCCUGCCACGGGGCCGCAAUGUUGCUCGCGUCGCACGGGCAGUGGUGGUGAGCCCCCAAGCUGAGGGCUCACCUAGCCGCAGUCAAGCCCGGGAGCUGAUUAGUAGCCUUGUGCCUGGCGAGCGUAGCCUACCUGCCAGCCGGCUUCCUAGGCCCACGGCUGUUGUGCCAAGGAGCCCGGGUCUGGGCAGCACGGCGGGGGCAGCCUUGGGGCAGCUGCCUGACACGGGGAUGGCAGAGCCAAAGGACAGAUCUGCUCUGGCCCCUGCACGCAUCCCAGAGGAUGUACACCCACCUCAGAACCUGGACGUCCCUGCAGCUCACCCAGACCAAGACCAGAGCAGAGCCCCAGAGGCCAGAGCCUCUGAGGUCCCAAGGGUGCAGGGAGCCCCCCGCUCCACCCAGCUCCCUCUCCAGACUUCUCAGGACCAUGCACCAUUACCUUCCUCUCCCAGACACCAGGCCCAUCCCCCCUCCCUGGGCCCAGUCCAUCCUCCAGAGCAGCCUGUGGUGCCUACUCACCCUAGGACCCAGCUCAGCGGCAAGCCCAGGGGACCCCAGGCGCUGCCCUCUGUAAAGAGGGAAGGACUCACAGAUCCCUCUGCUGUCACCAUCCCGCCCGCGGUGAAGACCGAGGUUGUUGUUACAGUCCCUGGACAGCCUCUUGCUCCAUCUUCUACAAGGAGGAAGGCUGUCCCCAGCUCAGGAGGGCUUUCUGCUUCGUCCCCCCCAAGGAAUACGUUUGUUCAGGACUCUGAAGAUGUCACUAUUUUCUCCUUUACCCAGAAAGAGAGAGCACAGGGCCCUGGUGUUCUGGCUGACCCACCCCCCGCCCAGAAAGAGGUUGUGCAGGGUCGCCGUGCUCCUGUCACCUCAUCCCCCAAGCCAGCCAAGGUUGUCCAGGCCCCAGAAGGCAGCCCUAGCCCCCAAAAAGAGGCUGUCCAGAGUAUAGAAGGCGGCCUUGCUCCUCUCAUCAAGGAUGAGGCUGUUCGAGGCCUGACUGCUUCCACUCUCCUAUCCCCCCAGCAGGGUGAGGUUGUUGGCGGCUCUGCAGUGAGCCCCAUCUCAUCUCCGACCCAAAAGGAGGCUAUCCAGGGUCCUGGUGCUUCUGCUGCUCCGUUUUCCACCCAGAAAGUGAUUGUCCAGGACACUGCUGUUCUCCCUGACCCCUCCUCCGUAGGCAAGUUGUCCCCCAGCCCGGGAGGCCUUCCUGCCCCAGUACUGAUGGGGGCAGAGGCCAGUCUAGAGUCGCAGCUUGUCCCUGACUCCAUUGAGGGCAAGAUGCUCCCAGAGACAGCCAAGGAGGAGGAGGUAGCCCUGGCUGCUGACCUGGAGAUUUUUCUGGAUACUCUGCGGAGCAUGGAGCCCCCGGAGAUCCUCCGUACUCACCGGCUGCCACGAGCCCCCCGCUCCUCCUACCUGGCCAUGUAUGCCACGUUGCCCGCCAUCGAGGAGGACCAGCCUGGACCAUGCGUGCUGGGACCCGGCCCCCAAGAGGUGCCCACACGAGAAGAGAAAGAGGAGGAGGAGGAGGAAGAAGAGGAGGAAGAACCAGAGAAUCCUUACCUAAGCGAUGAUGAGAAGCUCCAGCGUAGGCAGGAGAGCUCCAGGCCCAGCUCCUCCUGGGCCUCUCGCCCUGCCAGGUCCCCCCAGGCCUCUAGUUCUCCUCUGGAGAUGAUGAAGAAGCACGUAGCAGAUGCCAAGGGCCCCCACCCAGAGCUGGGGCCCGAGUGGCAGGCGGGGAGCAGGCCCAUUUCCCGUCUUGGAGGCAGCCUUCUCUUUGGAGGUCGGGUGCCUGGCACCCAGGAGGCCCCCACCUUGGAACCACUGGGCACAAAACUGUCUGCUCUGCCACCCCACGUGGCACCAGGGCUCAGGAAGGUGCCAGGACAGCUGCCUCUGCUCUGCAGUGAAAGGCUACUGCCAGAGAAACCUGCAUGUGCCCGGCCCCUGGAGGAGUGGAGCCCAGCAUUGAAGACCCAGGGCAAGCGGAACACCAGGCCUGGAAAGAUGAUCCUCUUCUCAGAGCCUGGCUGCCAAGGCAGCAGCAAGGAGGUCUGGCAAGACGUUGCCGACACCUCCGGCUGGGCCAGCAUGGCCUCCGUGAGGGUGGUUCGAGGCUGUUGGGUGCUAUACGAAGAACCAGCGUUCCGGGGCCGGAAGCUGGUCCUGCCGGAAGGAGAUUUGGAACUAGGAGCCCUGUCGCCAGCAGGGAGCAAGCAAGGCAUUGGCUCCCUGAGGCGGGUUGUCCGGGACUACAUUACCCCAGAGAUCAUCUUGUACUCUGAAGAGAGCCUCAAGGGGGAGCAAGUGAAGCUGACGGAUGCCUUGGAGGACCCCCAGGGCCUGGAGAGGCCCCUACGGGUGGCAUCUGCCACUGUCUCUGCAGGACUGUGGCUGCUGUACCCUAAACCCUUCUUUGAAGGCACUCCCUACAUCCUGGAGCCUGGAGAAUACCCCACCUCGGAGGCCUGGGGUACAUCAGACCCCAGUGUGGGCUCCUUAAAGCCCAUGAGAUUGGGCUGCCCAAAUGUGGAGAAGCCAGGGGAGCCCAAGGUUGUGGUUUAUGAAGCCACAGGCUUUCAGGGCCAGAGCUGGGAAGUAAGCAGAGACAUCUACAACCUUCAGCAGCCAGAGGACAGCCAGAGCCCCCACCUGGCCUCCGUGGGGUCCCUGCGAGUUCUUGGGGGCUGCUGGGUGGGCUACCAGAAAGCAGGCUUCCGGGGCCACCAGUAUCUGCUGGAGGAAGGGGAAUAUCCUGAUUGGUCACACUGGGGAGGCUAUGACGAGGUGCUGACCUCCCUGAGGGUCAUCCGGACGGACUUCGGGAACCCGGCCGUGGUGCUGUUUGAGGCCAUGGACUUCGAAGGGCACGGCGUGGAGGUGAGCGAGGCAUUGCCGGACGUGGAGCUGGUGCGACACGGCCCCCACACGCAGGCCAUCCACGUGCUCAGCGGCGUGUGGGUGGCCUAUGAGAAGGUGGGCUUCUCCGGGGAGCAGUACGUCCUGGAGAAGGGCGUGUACCGCAACUGCGAUGACUGGGGAGCGGGCAACAGCGCCCUCGCCUCGCUGCAGCCAGUCCUGCAGGUCGGGGAGCACAAUCUGCAUUUUGUCUCAAAGAUUCAGUUUUUCUCCGGCCCCAACUUCCUGGGCGACCACAUCUCCUUCGAAGAUGACCAGACCUCUCUGCCUGCCUCCUUCCAGCCCCAGUCCUGCCGUGUCCACGGCGGCAGCUGGAUCCUGUUUGAUGAGAAAAACUUUGAAGGUGACCAGCACAUUCUCUCCGAGGGCGAGUUUCCCACUCUCACGGCCAUGGGCUGCCUAGCCUCCGGAGUCCUGGGCUCUCUCCAGAAGGUACCCCUGCACUUUUCAGAGCCCUCCAUUUUUCUGUAUGGACUGGAGUGUUUUGAAGGGAAGGAGAUCGAGCUGGACAGGGAGGUCCGCAGCCUGCAAGCCGAGGGCUUCAACAACCACGUGCUGUCCGUGCGGAUCAGGGGGGGCGUCUGGGUGCUGUGUGAGCACAGUGACUUCCGGGGACGCCAGUGGCUGGUGGGCAGCUGUGAGAUCACCAACUGGCUGACUUACAGCGGGACGCAGAGGGUGGGUUCCCUCUACCCCAUCAAGCAGCGCCGGGCUUAUUUCCGCCUCUGGAAUACUGCACUGAGGGGAUUCCUGGCCAUGCCGGACCAUGUGGAGGACAUGAAGGCGGGCCGUGUGGUGGUCUCCCAGCCCCAAGAGGGAGGCAGCUUCAUCUGGUACUACGAGGACGGGCUGCUCAAGAACCAGGUGGCCCCUACCAUGAGCCUGCAGGUGAUUGGGCCCCCCAGCACGGGCUCCAAGGUGGUACUGUGGGCUGAGAGCCGCCUGCCCCGCCAGACGUGGAGCAUCAGCGAAUCGGGCCACAUCUGCAGCGAGAUGUUCGAAGGCCGGAUCCUGGAUGUGAAGGGCGGCCGGGGCUAUGACCGGGACCACGCAGUGCUGUGGGAGGUGGCCAAGGACCGGGCGUCCCAGAUCUGGACAGUCCAUGUGCUCUGACCACCCCCACCUCCCAGCCCUGGAGGCUUUCCCUGGGAUGAAAUGUUUUUAUAGGUUUUUUGUCGUUGUUGUAACAUAAGCUAUUUUCUAAUAUGCUCCCAGGUAUCCUCA